This is a messenger RNA of Penicillium cataractarum, 2511 nucleotides long. It is a transcript of the gene kexB, whose product is annotated as kexin kexB. Gene Ontology annotation, biological process: protein processing. Gene Ontology annotation, molecular function: serine-type endopeptidase activity. The record is from RefSeq and is a predicted model, not a curated record. The coding region runs from base 1 to 2511 and encodes 836 amino acids. The transcript is spliced from 2 exons. NCBI's taxonomy places the organism in Eukaryota, Fungi, Ascomycota, Eurotiomycetes, Eurotiales, Aspergillaceae. Gene Ontology annotation, cellular component: trans-Golgi network; Golgi membrane.
AUGCGUGUCGCUGGCGGCAUUGCUGUCGCCCUCAGCCUAGUAGGCGCAGCCUCCGCAUCCCUCCAUCCUCGAUCCCAAGAAUCCCGCGACUACUUCGCCCUUCAUCUCGACGAUGCCACCCCUCCGGCCGACGUUGCACGAAUGCUAGGUGCUCGACACGAGGGACAGAUCGGAGAGCUCGGGGGCCAUCAUACCUUCUCGCUACCGCGGGAGCAGAGCUCAGAUUUCAAUGCUGUAUUGGAUACCUUGAAAACUAAGCGAAAGCUCCGUCGCCGGUCGGGUGAUGGCGUCGCAUCUCGGAGUGGAGAUCCGUUGGAGGGAAUCCUAUGGUCACAAAAGCUCGAGCCGCCUAGACAAAGGCUACAGAAGCGGGCGCCGCCCGUUUCUUCCAAAAACUUGGGCGAGACGGUUCGCCCAAGGGCGGACGUAAAGGCACAGGAGGAACAGAACAAGCUGAUGUCAACUCUGGGAAUCACCGAUCCGAUCUUCAAAGACCAAUGGCAUCUAUAUAACGUCUUGCAACCGGGCCACGAUCUCAAUGUCACGGGUGUCUGGCUGGAGGGUAUAACUGGCCAUGGAGUGGCGACGGCUGUCGUUGACGAUGGAUUGGAUAUGUACAGCAACGACUUGAAACCAAAUUACUUCGCCGAGGGCUCUUGGGAUUUCAACGAACAUGGACCCGAGCCGCGGCCUCUGUUGUACGACGACAAGCAUGGUACGCGAUGCUCGGGCGAAAUCGCAGCGGCCAAAAAUGACGUGUGCGGUGUGGGUGUUGCUUAUGACAGCAAAGUGUCGGGUAUUCGGAUUCUGUCCAAGGCGAUUGACGACGUCGAUGAAGCAGCUGCCAUCAACUUUGCGUUCCAAGAUAACGAUAUUUAUUCUUGCUCAUGGGGUCCUCCCGAUGAUGGUGCGACCAUGGAUGCGCCGGGUCUGUUGAUCAAGCGGGCGAUGGUCAACGGUGUUCAGCAGGGACGAGGUGGAAAGGGCUCCAUCUUCGUGUUUGCCGCCGGUAACGGUGCCCUCUUUGGUGAUAACUGCAACUUUGACGGAUACACCAACAGUAUCUACAGUGUUACUGUCGGUGCUAUUGACCGCCAGGGAAACCACCCGACCUACUCCGAGUCCUGCUCUGCACAGUUGGUUGUCGCAUACAGCAGUGGAUCCGGGGAUGCCAUUCACACGACUGAUGUGGGCACGGACAAAUGCUAUUCACAGCACGGUGGCACUUCAGCGGCCGGCCCGCUCGCCGCUGGUUCGAUCGCCCUUGCGCUCAGCACCCGGCCGGAACUCACCUGGCGUGAUAUUCAAUAUUUGAUGAUUGAAACGGCAGUGCCGGUCAAUGAGGACGAUGGAAGCUGGGUGGAUCUGCCUUCUGGCAAGAAAUUCAGUCACGACUGGGGUUUCGGCAAGGUUGAUACUUAUGCUUUAGUUCACAAGGCCCAGUCUUGGGAUUUGGUGAAGCCCCAGGCGUGGUUCCAUUCUCCCUGGUUGCGAGUGCACAACAAUAUUCCUCAGGGCGCCCAAGGUCUUUUGAGCCGGUAUGUGGUGAAGGAUGAGCAUAUGAAGGGUGCCAACUUCGCCAAGCUCGAGCAUGUUACGGUCACGAUGAAUAUCAACCACACUCGCCGUGGUGAUCUCAGUGUGGAGUUGCGCAGUCCGAAGGGUAUCGUCAGCCAUCUGAGUGUGGCCCGCGAUAGCGAUGACGAAAAGUCUGGCUAUGUUGAUUGGACUUUUAUGUCUGUUGCUCACUGGGGUGAAUCGCCCGUGGGAGAAUGGACUGUGGUUGUCAAGGACACCAAAGUCAACGAAUUUACUGGCGACUUCGUCGAUUGGAGACUCAACCUCUGGGGUGAAUCCAUCGAUGGAACCAAUCAGCCACUUCACCCACUUCCCGAGGAGAACGAUGAUGACCAUCCGUACGAGGAAGCACAUGUAGCCACAACUACUGUGGAGGUUGUGCCUACCAAAACCGCCACCCCUACCAACCCUGACGACCACCACGACCGGCCGGUUAACCAGAAGCCCGGUGACUCGUCCACGACCGGACUUCCCACUGAAGAAUUGGAAGCCACAAUCACCACCUCUCCCACCACCUCUGCUUCUCCUAGCUCGACCUCUGGUUCGGACCAUCUGUCCAGCUACCUUCCCUCUUUCGGCGCUUCGAAGCGCACUCAAAUCUGGAUCUAUGCGUCUUUGGCGAUGAUUAUUGUCUUCUUCAUCGGCUUGGGUGUCUACUUCCAGCUCCAGCGGCUGAAGCGCCGCCGCACCAACCCCAACGAUGACUAUGAGUUCGAGAUGAUCGAGGAUGAAGACGAGAUGCACCCUAUGACCGGUGCAGGUGGUCGGACUCAACGUCGUGGCGGUGAAUUAUACAACGCCUUUGCCGGGGAAAGCGACGAGGAGAUCUUCAGUGAUGACGAGGGGCCAUAUCGGGAUCGAUUGGGCAACAUCCCUGAGAAGGAUGACGAGGACGACUCCCCCAACGACCGCUUAUUGUCCGAAAAGAGGUGA